AUGGCGUCAAGAUGUUCGGGCGGACAUUCGGUGCUGCUACCGUUUCUCUACCCUUCGUUGUUUCUUUCCAAGAGCACCGCCGCGCCUCGUCUCGCUGCGAGAGCGGCCGCGAAUCGCCGCCAUAGCUCCACUCACGUAGCCCAAGAAUCGAAAACCACCAGACUCAACCCAGCUCCCGACGACUACUCCUCGCCCAUCUUUGCCGAUAAAGCCUCAGUGACACUAUAUGCAGGCCCCGGUGGCCAUGGUUGCAUCUCAUUCUUUCGCGACGCAUACCUCCCCGACGGCCCCCCUAACGGCGGCGAUGGUGGCCACGGAGGCAAUAUCUACAUCCAAGCUGUACAUGGCGAAACAUCGCUGCACAAACUGGCCAGGAGGCGCUUCAUUCGUGCAGGGAAGGGAAAGUCCGGACAGGGAAGCUCAAAGGGUGGUCAGCGAGGCGAAGACGUCAUCAUCACUGUACCAGUUGGUACCGUGGUCCGCGAGCUGAGCAGGGAAGACCCCAUCGCUGAGGAUGCGAUAAUGCAGCGCGCCAUGAAGGCGCAAAGGAAGGCCGAGAAAAGGGCCAAAUUAGCGCGACAGGUCGAGCUGGCGGAGCAGGCCAGACGAGAGCUGGAGGAGGGAGUCGAAGAGGAGGAUGAGGACAUGGCGGCGGAAAGGGAAAGGCAAGCUAAAAAGCAAGCGGAAGAUGAGUUUGACGAGCCCGAAGAUCCCGAUCGCAACAAGUUUCUUCUGUACCCCGGCCUCUCAAAGUCCGAUCUGAAGACGAUAUCUCUACCCAAAGCCCCUACCCGUCAGCGUCUUUACCACCAGCCGCCCGGCCCGAUCCAGCUCGACCUGUCGCGCCCGUCCCCGCAACCCAUCCUGCUCGCCGUUGGCGGCAUCGGCGGGCUCGGCAACCCGCAUUUCACGUCGCGCGAGUAUCCGCGGCCCAUUUUCGCCACAAAGGGCGAGCGCGCCGUGACCAUGGAGAUUGAGCUCGAGCUUAAGCUCCUCGCCGACGUCGGUCUCGUGGGGCUGCCCAACGCCGGCAAGAGCACCCUGCUCCGCGCCAUCACGAACUCGCGCACGCGCGUUGGCAACUGGGCUUUCACGACACUGCAGCCGAAUAUCGGCACCGUGGUGCUGGACAGCUACAAGGGGCGGCCCGUGAUCAAGAGCUACAAGCGGUAUCCGGCCGCCGACUCCGCGGCGCACGGCGGCGGCAGCGGCCCCGGCGCGGAGGAGGUUCUCGUUGAGCAGCGGACCCGCUUCACGGUCGCCGACAUCCCGGGUCUCAUCGAGGGCGCACACCUGGAUCGCGGCCUCGGCAUCGCGUUCCUGCGCCAUGUCGAGCGCGCCGGCGUGCUCGCCUUCGUUGUCGACCUCUCUGCGGGCCCGGCUGUGACGGCGCUCAAGGCCCUCUGGAAUGAGGUCGGUCUCUACGCCCAGAUGCGCGAGGAAGAGGAGCGCGCGCGCGAGAUUGAUGCCCGCGUCGACUGGGACCUCAACGCGGGUACCAGCAGCGAGGCUGCUUUGCAGGGUACCAUGAUGGUCGCCGGCGCCCCGCCGGCGCCGCAGCAGGAAUCGGGUCUGCGCAUCGCCGCCAAGCCCUGGUACGUGGUCGCCACCAAGGCCGAUCUCCCCGAGACGCAGGACAACUUUCAAAAGUUGAAGAGCUACCUCGAGGAGAUCAAGCAGGGCACCACGCCCCAUCCGAGUGGGAUUGAGAACGCCUGGACGGAGAAUGCGACCGCCAUUCCCGUCAGUGCCAUCAACGGCCAGGGCGUUGAUCGGAUUGUCCAUUGGACUGUGGGACUACUUGACGAGUAA
Molecule: messenger RNA, 1812 nt
Organism: Colletotrichum orchidophilum
Lineage: Eukaryota; Fungi; Ascomycota; Sordariomycetes; Glomerellales; Glomerellaceae
Product: obg family GTPase CgtA
Exons: 1
Coding region: 1-1812 (603 amino acids)
Cellular component (GO): mitochondrion
Molecular function (GO): GTPase activity; GTP binding
Source: RefSeq, a predicted model, not a curated record